AUUAAAGUCUUCUGUUCAAUUAAAUCGGGACCUUCAAUGGAAAGUCAAAUAGGCUAUAAAAAUAUCAUUCAAUGUUUCGGUAUAUCAAUUGGAACAGAACCGAAUCCAGAGUUUUAUCUUGUAUUAGAGUUUGCAGAACUUGGUGACUUGCGAGGAUAUUUGAACACGAUCAAUUUAAAUUGGAAAGCAAAAGUAAAUAUUGCAAGACAGACAGCGAGUGGUUUACGUUUCUUGCAUGAGAAUAAUAUUUUACAUCGUGAUUUACAUACACGAAAUGUUGUCAUCAAGCCCGAUACCAAUGGCAUUAGAAUUCUUAUUACUGACUUUGGAGCUUCUAAAUCCCUUAAUUAUAAUAGUACUUCAAUUGAUGAAUCAGUAUCCAGUGAGGAUGAUAUCCAACCAGACCAAGAAUUCUGUGAGGAAUCGAAUUAUAACGAUUCAAAAUUUGAAAAACAGUUUAGUGAAAUUGCUAUGAAUAGACCUGAAUUUAUCGCUGGCUUAGUUAAUCGAUUCCCUGGGGUUAUCCAAGCUAUGAAAGAGCCAGAAAAAACAUAG
Molecule: messenger RNA, 555 nt
Organism: Racocetra persica
Lineage: Eukaryota; Fungi; Glomeromycota; Glomeromycetes; Diversisporales; Gigasporaceae
Source: the annotation of a GenBank genome assembly